UUUCUACUAGCUACUUAUACAUGGAAAUAAGGCGCAAACCAGUGCCAGCUUCCUCACCAACCCAAUAUGGAGUUGUCCAACGACCCCUGACCCCAAAUCCUCGACCUCCGCCACAUCCGCUGCAAAAUUCACAACCCCCUACCUCACUCCAACCGCCUCAUUCAAUCCCUCGAUAUCGAAGUCACCCCAAUCUCGGGGCCUCGUACCACGCCGCUGCGACUCCUGCCAUCCCGCGAGCCGAAACUUCGAUCCCCGCGAGCUCCGAAAAACCGUCGUUUUAUGAAGACACCCGGCAUUUUCUUGGUGGCCUCAUCCACCACCCCUCUGAAUCCACCAAACAUUACUCUAUCCUCCGCCAUUCCCCUGGGGUCAUCUUUUAUCGCGGUCCAACUACAUCUGUAACAGUUUCCAUCUUCGCCGACACCCGCAUUCCAGCCGAUCGCUCGCUGUGGCUACAACCCAAAGGAUGGACUGGCAAGACCGGAAUGCGCGCCAAAGCCGUCCUACACUUGCACGAUGAUUGGAUCAACAUCCCUCCUCCUCUAGCUCUACGUGCCGACCAAGUUGAGCCUGCAACCGAACGCGCCUGGCAACGCGACAUCUCCAAGUUUCGCAAGAAAGCCGCGGCCCGGAUUCGAGACACCCACCGACUUCGCGAGACUGUGGUGGCUCGGAUCCCUGCAGACGCGGGGGAUGGAUAUUUUCAGCUCGUGCUGUGCCACGGACAAAAGAAGGUUCUCUGCCGCAGUCCGGUUUUCCGCCUAUUUUCCACCUCCAAAGACCCUAGCUCGGUUCGGGGGGCAAGCUUGGCCUCGAUGCCGCUCGAGGUUGGAGCUCUGGUUUUGGGAUCGUACGCUCGCACGGCAGCCCAAACGGUUCUUGCGCCGGUGACGACGGCAGCACAGUCCGCGGUCGCCCCGUAUAAACCUGGCUGGCUGAAACAGACGGCAGCGACAACAGUUGCGUCGACAGCUUAUUCUUGUAGCGGAUUGGCCGACAGGAUCGCCAGAGACACGGCGGAUCCCAAUAUUCCCGACACAGCACAGCCCUCGCUCGAGAACGGGCCGCAACCCCCGUUCCCGAUCGAAUUCACAGCGCGUCCGACGCACGCCCUCGAUGCCUCCCGCAUAGCCCUUAAAAUCCCUUCCGACGUCGAAGCCAAAUUCCACGGGGGUUUCUUCGGCUGGGCACGCUGUGCCUCGGACCACCCCUGGCAGGCUGUGAUCUUUUCCAUGCGCACAUGGGACGCCGCCCAAACGACGGGACCGGUCUCCCUGUCCCAAACCACGCGUAAAGUGGCCGCCCUCCGGUUCCUCGACGAUCCCGUGCCAACGCCUCUCCCUGCAACCAUCAACCUCCGUGUUCUCGGGUUUCUCCGUCCGGAUAUCGCGCCGCCGCCUCCGCGGACUGAAAGGGAGCUGGUGUCUGCACGUCAGACGGCGGCGGAGGCGGCCGUGCUCGCGGAGCAGUGCGACAUGGAGUGUGCGCGGGGGAUACUCGAGCACCCGCUCUGGGGGCCGGAUUCCACUUCUAGCCCUAAGGGAUGGAUGGAGCGAACAAAGGAGGGCUACGAGAAUGUGCGAACGCGCGGCUGGAAGAUGGCUGAGCGGGUUGGGGUACGGAGUGGUUUAGAGCACGAAUCCGGCGGGGGGUUUUACAUUGUGCGGGAUUAAUCCUCGAAAGGUGAGGCGUUUGGAAAAGCAACAUUGUCAUUCAUAUAUUGAUAUACUGAUGGUAGAUUGAAGGGGGUUAUAUACACACAGGUAGGCUGCCGUAGUGGAUAAUAAUCACAGCAAUAAUAAUAAUCGUAAUAGUAAUAAUAAUAACC
This is a messenger RNA of Aspergillus ochraceoroseus IBT 24754, 1828 nucleotides long. RefSeq names its product LipA and NB-ARC domain protein. Lineage: Eukaryota; Fungi; Ascomycota; Eurotiomycetes; Eurotiales; Aspergillaceae. The record is from RefSeq and is a predicted model, not a curated record. The transcript has a single exon. The coding region runs from base 21 to 1673 and encodes 550 amino acids.